Molecule: messenger RNA, 2532 nt
Organism: Pipistrellus nathusii (Nathusius's pipistrelle)
Lineage: Eukaryota; Metazoa; Chordata; Mammalia; Chiroptera; Vespertilionidae
Source: the annotation of a GenBank genome assembly
AUGUCGCAGAACCUUGAGGAUGCAGGCUACCUCAAGUGUGACACAGAUGAUGCCUCUGAAACCCAUGAGGAGAGCCUGGCAGAAGAGGCCUUCAACACCGUCAACUCCUCCAUUGUGUCUGGCGAGAGCAUCCGCUUCUUUGUCAACGUCAACCUCGAGGUGCAGCCCACCCAGGCUGAGUCUGAGGUGCCUGGUGGCUGUGGGCUUCUCCACACCUCUCGCAAGUACCUGAAGUUAAAGGACUUCAAGGAAGAGAUCCGAGCGCACCGAGACCUAGAUGGCUUCCUGGCACGGGCCAGCAUCAUCCUGAACGAGACAGCCACCUCGCUGGAUGAGGUGCUGCGGGCCAUGGUGCUCCGCAUAGUCCACGACCCCCACACCAGGGAGUCUGACUGCAACUUGGACAUGCUCAUGGCCUUGCUCUUCACGGAUGCUGGGGCCCCCAUGGAGGGUAAAGUUCACCUGCUGUCAGAUAUCAUCCAAGGAGUCACUUCCACAGUCACAGGGGUACAAUACCAGCAGUCAUGGCUCUGCAUCAUCUGCACCUCCAAGUCCCUACUUAGGCGGCACGUGUGCAUCAGUCGCCUGGUUCGCCCGCAGAACUGGGGGGAAAGUUCCUGUGAGGUGCGGUUCGUCAUUCUGGUGCUGGCCCCACCCAAGAUGAAAAGCACCAAGACUGCAACAGAGGUGGGGCGCACCUUUGCCACCAUGUUCUUGGACAUCACUUUCCGCCAGAAGCUCCUGAAGACGCACACAGAGGAAGAAUUCAAGGAGGCCCUAGUACAUCAGAGACAGCUGCUCACCAUGAUGGGCCAUGGUCCAAGCACACUGAGCUACAGCAGACACUCCAGCUUCCAGAAAUCCCACCAUCCCCUGCAGCACAGCGACUUCCUCCACGUGGGGAAGGGCAUCCGGGAGGACCUCGCCCGCAGGUUCGCCGUGUACGCUCUGGACUUCACCGACGGCAUUAUCGGGAAGAACAGGACUGUGGGCAAGUACAUCACCACCACCCUGUUCCUCUACUUCGCCUGCCUCCUGCCCACAAUUGCUUUUGGGACCCUCAACGAUGAGAACACCAAAGGGGCCAUCGGUGUGCAGAAGAGCAUAGCUGGGCAGGGCAUCGGGGGCCUCCUGUACGCACUCUUCUCUGGGCAGCCGUUGGUGGUGCUGCUGACAACCGCGCCUCUGGCCCUCUACACGCACGUGAUCCGUGGCAUCUGUGAUGACUACAGUCUGGACUUCAACACCUUUUAUGCAUGGAUAGGCCUGUGGAACAGCUUCUUCCUGGCAGUUUAUGCCCUCUUCAACCUCAGCCUGAUCAUGAGUCUUUUCAAGAGGUCAACAGAAGAUAUCAUUGCCUUGUUUAUUUCCAUCACAUUUGUGCUGGAUGCUGUCAAGGGCAUGAUCAAAAUUUUCCAGAAGAACUACUAUGGCGGAAGUGGGAGUCACUACGUAGGACGCAAUUCCCUGCUUAGCCUGCUGGACCUAGGCACCAGCCUCAACACCAGCUUCCACACUGCCUUCAACACCAGCCUGAUCCCAGAGGCCAGCCCAUUCCCUGAGCCGGCGCACCGGGACACUGCAGUGCUCAGCCUCCUGAUCAUGCUGGGCACGCUCUGGCUGGGCUACACCCUCUACCAGCUCAAGAAGAGCCCCUACCUGCACCCCUGCAUGCGGGAGAUCCUAUCAGACUGUGCCCUGCCCAUCGCUGUGCUCACCUUCUCCCUCAUUGGCUCCUACGUCUUCAAGGAAAUUAAGAUGAGCAAGUUCCGCUACAACCCCCAGGAGAGCCUGUUUCAGAUGGCUGAGAUGCACAUACAGUCCCUCGGAACCAUCUGCAGUGCCAUGGGCCUCGGCUUCCUGCUCUCUAUGCUCUUCUUCAUCGAGCAGAACCUGGUGGCUGCCUUAGCGAACGCACCAGAGAACAGGCUAGUGAAGGGCACCGCUUACCACUGGGACCUCCUGCUCAUCGCCAUCAUCAACACGGGGCUGUCUCUGUUCGGGAUGCCCUGGAUCCACGCCGCCUACCCCCACUCCCCAUUGCACGUGCGGGCGCUGGCUCUGGUGGAGCAGCGCGUGGAGGGCGGCCAUGUCUAUGAGACGAUCAUGAACGUUAAGGAGACGCGGCUGACCAGCCUGGGCGCCAGCAUCCUGGUGGGCCUCUCCCUCCUGCUGCUGCCCGUCCCGCUGCAGUGGAUCCCCAAGCCCGUGCUCUACGGCCUCUUCCUCUACAUCGCCCUCACCUCCAUCGACGCCAACCAGCUCUUUGAGCGUUUGGUCCUACUGCUCAAGGACCAGGCCUCGUACCCACCCACCCAUUAUAUCAGGAAGGUGCCUCAGAGGAAGAUACACUACUUCACGGGCCUGCAGGUCCUGCAGCUGCUGCUGCUCUGUGUCUUUGGCAUGAGCCCCCUGCCCUACAUGAAGAUGAUCUUCCCCCUCAUCAUGAUUACCAUGAUCCCCAUCCGCUACAAACUGCUGCCCCUAAUCAUUGAAGCCAAAUACUUGGACACCAUGGAUGCUGAACACUGA